UCCAUCCCCAUGGCGCUCCACGCAAGACCCAAGGCUUUUUCUUUUGUUGCAAAAUGAGAGUAAGAAAGUGGAAUAUGAGAGUGAAUGCGAACAAUGAAAGCGAUUGGCGAAGAAACGACGUCUUCUCAUGUGUGGUGAAAGGAACGACCAGGAUUGGUUUUGUAAAUGGGGGGGCCCGAAGGAGAGGUGAAAGAAUGUGUGGUGAAAGCUCCCGCACUCUAUGCAGCCUCGAGGCACGUCAUAUUCCUAGAAACCUCGCCCUCCCCCCCCACCUUCUCUUCAUCUGCCAUUGAACAGAAAGGAAAGCCACCUUCGGAACAAGAGGCGGCGGCCUCUGGGGACACGAAAGGAGGGGCUGGAGCCCGGGCUGGACCCGUCCAUUGGUGGCCCGGCAUUAGGUCUGAAGCGAGCGGGAUGGUGGGAGGGAACGAGGCGGGAAUUUGGGGUUGGGCCAUCGGGUCGGGUGGCCGCAUGACGCCGCCCGGGGUCAAGUCCGAUUUGGACCGUUGGACUCCCGACAUCCACACGUUGACCCCUUUGCGGACAGGGGACCAUCCACACACAUCCCAAGACGCUAUUCGACCGGUGACAGCCCGCAUCAAGCCAAGAAGCCCAACGGUCAGCCUGGCCUUGUGGUUGAGGCCGGGGGAGGGGGGGGACAAGACGUCAAACCCCUUGCAUUCGGACGCCUCGCAGCCGAACCAACCGUGAUAUCUCCGACAGCUGGCGGCGGCGGUGGUCAGAAAAGUGCAUACCGGGCCGCAGCCGCGCAGUACGCCGUCCCAGCUGCUCCCACUCGC
Messenger RNA from Colletotrichum navitas, 800 nucleotides. RefSeq lists its product as uncharacterized. Bases 166 to 711 code for a protein of 181 amino acids. The transcript has a single exon. Lineage: Eukaryota; Fungi; Ascomycota; Sordariomycetes; Glomerellales; Glomerellaceae. The record is from RefSeq and is a predicted model, not a curated record.